Molecule: messenger RNA, 734 nt
Organism: Maylandia zebra (zebra mbuna)
Lineage: Eukaryota; Metazoa; Chordata; Actinopteri; Cichliformes; Cichlidae
Gene: tmem242
Product: transmembrane protein 242
Source: RefSeq, a predicted model, not a curated record
CGUUUUACGGAAACGGACCGAAGCAACAUGACAGCUGAGGAAGACCUGGAUGUGACCGCGGGAGCAGAACGAGAUGAAGAGGCCAAACUGCAGGUGUUAAAAGGUGCAGCAUUUCUGACUACGGUGGCGUCCGCAGGGAUGAUCGCAGGAUUCGGCUCCACAUUGGCGCUCGCCAAGAAGAAAAGCCCGGAGUGGUUCAACAAGGGCGUCACAGCGACGGCGGCAGUCCCGGAGAGCGGCGCAUCUCUGGCCCUCAGAGCUCUGGGGUGGGGCUCGCUGUUCGCCUGGUGUGGAGUAGGCCUGCUCGGCUUCAGCGUGUGGAAAGUCCUCGGCGUUCACAGCCUCCCAGAGUUCAGACAGAAGAUGCAGUCCUUCUUCCCGUCCAUCCCAAAGAGCGACAUAGCUGGAUCUGAACCUCUGGACUGGGAUGCAGUCUUCAAGUCGAAGUGACUCAAAUCAUCAGUGGGGUGAAAUCGAACGUGUACGCCGGCGUUUCUCAGACACUUGGCAGCUUUUUGUUUUUUUCUGGAAGCAGUGGAGGAGCCGAAUGAACCUACGAACCACUUUGAUCCCAGUUUGGUUCUAAUUUGGUUCCAGCUUGUCGAUAAUGGAUCAGCUGUAAGACGAACAGACUGAGUUCUGAUUAGUUUUCCCCACCGAUGGAAGCAGUUCUAGUAAAGACCAUGGAAAUGAUAUUUUUCUCUGAAUGUGAUUCUAUAAUUUCAUUCUGAGUU